GAGGGACGGAGGGGCCGGCGGGAUGCGGGUGCGCGCGGGCCCGUGGUGGCUGCUGCCCUGGGCGCUGCUGGCCGCGGGCGCGGGGCGCGCGAAGGAGCCGCUCGGGGCGCCGCUGGCAGUUUCAGUUCCGAGGUGCAGAGCUUUGAAGGAAAUGGAUGUAAUUGAAACUUCUGCGUCAGACUGUUACUGCUACCAUCAGAACCCCCAAACCGAGUGGAAAUACAUAUGGUCAACGGUGCAGGUGAAGGUCGCCAGUGCCGACCCGCUCAGCCUGGUGUACAUCACGGACAGACACGGCUGCAGGGACCCCGAGACGGUGCUCGCUGCCAUCGAGUGCGCGGUCCACGCGCUCUGGACCCUGCGCGAGUCUCACGAAAUAGCCGUGAACAUCCGUCCACACGAGGGGACCGUGUGCUUCUCCGUGAGGCCGGCCGGCAGGCACUCGGUGCACGUGACGCGCAGCGCCGUGGAUCUCAGGCUCGUCCUCCUGUUUGUGGCCGGCAUCGCCCUCUUGCGCUCCGCGGCGCGCCUGAGUCGAAGCCCUGCUUUCUAUUACUGCUCGGGGACGGCGCUGGGCGUGCUGAUGACUCCGGUCUUCCUGCUGCUGCUGGCGAGAAGGUCCAUCCCCAAGUAUAGCACCUUUGGGGCAGUCAUGGUUGGUUGUUGGUUUGCCUCGGUGUAUGUGGUGUGCCAGGGGAUGGAGCACCUGCCGUGGCUGUGGUGUGAGCACAGGAUGUAUGUCGUAGGCUAUGUCCUGGCAGUGGGGUCCCUCAGCUUCGCUGCCUGUUACAGACGCGGGCCCCUGGCCGAGGAGAGGAGCCGGCGCCUCCUGGCGUGGACGCUGCGGCUGCUGGGCCUGGCGCUGACCCGCUGCGGCGCCCCCGUGCCCGGGGCCGCCUGGGCCGCCGCCGGCCUCCUGCUGCUGCCCCGGGCUCUGCGCUGCCCGGCGAGAGCUCUCAGGAACGUGAAGAAGUGGCUGAGGUCCCGGAGGCCGGCGUUCAGGUACCUGACCGAGGAGGAGUACCAGGAGCAGGCCGACGCCGCGACCGCCCGGGCCCUGGAGGAGCUGCGCCAGGCCUGCCGCCGGCCCGACUUCCCGUCCUGGCUGGCCGUGUCCCGGCUCCAGGCGCCGAGAAAGUUCGCGGACUUCGUCCUCGGAGGAAGCCACUUGUCGCCGGAAGAAAUGCGUCUCCAUGAAGAGCAGUACAGCCUGGGGGGCACCUUCCUGGAGGAGCAGCCCUUUCACCUGGGGCGGGGGCAGCCGCCUGAAGCCUGUCGGUCCGGAGGCGGCAUUGGUGCCAGCGCAGGUGCUGGGAGACCGGCCCGGCGUGUAGAGACCGGCCCGGCGUGCUCCCGGCACAUAGAGACCGGCCCGGCGUGCUCCCGGCGUGUAGAGACCGACCUGGAGUGCUCCCGGCACAUAGAGACCGGCCUGGAGUGCUCCCGGCACAUAGAGACCGACCUGGAGUGCUCCCGGCACAUAGAGACCGGCCCGGCGUGCUCCCGGCACAUAGAGACCGGCCCGGAGUGCUCCCGGCACAUAGAGACCGACCUGGAGUGCUCCCGGCACAUAGAGACCGACCCGGCGUGCUCCCGGCACAUAGAGACCGACCUGGAGUGCUCCCGGCACAUAGAGACCGGCCCGGCGUGCUCCCGGCACAUAGAGACCGGCCCGGAGUGCUCCCGGCACAUAGAGACCGACCUGGAGUGCUCCCGGCACAUAGAGACCGACCUGGAGUGCUCCCGGCACAUAGAGACCGACCCGGAGUGCUCCCGGCACAUAGAGACCGACCCGGAGUGCUCCCGGCACAUAGAGACCGGCCCGGAGUGCUCCCGGCACAUAGAGACCGGCCCGGCGUGCUCCAGUGCGUCCACGUGCUGCUCAGGAAGGGGCUCUCAGGUCAGCUCGCUCCACGCCGAGUGCAGCAGGACUGCUCGGCCGUGA
Molecule: messenger RNA, 1945 nt
Organism: Eptesicus fuscus (big brown bat)
Lineage: Eukaryota; Metazoa; Chordata; Mammalia; Chiroptera; Vespertilionidae
Gene: NEMP2
Product: nuclear envelope integral membrane protein 2
Exons: 10
Coding region: 23-1945 (640 amino acids)
Cellular component (GO): nuclear envelope
Source: RefSeq, a predicted model, not a curated record